CCUCUGUGCAAAUAUUUAUGAAUAUCAACAAACCGCUACUGAAUGUAGUGAAAUAAAGUAUUAACUAUACUAAUUGGAAAUAUUUGUUAACAAAGUACCCCUUUGAAUUCGAAAUUCUGAUCAAAAUUUUUGUCGUGUACGAGGAUAUACGUACAAUGAAAUUGUUAUUCAUGAAAUUAAAGACGAAAAUUAUAUAUACCAUUCGCACGAAUGAUUAUGGAAUAUUCUUUAUCCAGAUAUGAAAAACCCUAUCGUUCAUAGAUUUAAUAGUAAGUUGUUUGUAGUGGUAGAAUUAUGCUGUGGAAAAAUGUUUUGAUAUAAAAGUUUUAAGACAACUUGGGCGAAAGAUGUGUUGUUAUUUGAAAGUUAUUUUUUCAUAAGUAUGUCAAAGAAUUGUCAGGACGCAUGUGCAGUUUUAGAAACUAAAGAAGAAUGCAUUUCGCGCCAGAAAAGUGAGAUUGUCGCUCCGAGGACUGGGAGUGCAGAAUGCACGGGGAACAUGUUCACACGUGAGGUCACGUUCGAUGAUUUAUUCAGGGAAAAAUUUAUACCACUUGAUUCGAGAAAAAAGGUGGGAAACUAUGUAAUAGGGCGUGUUAUAGGAGAAGGGACUUUCUCUAAAGUAAGGGAAGCUCGGAAUAUAACCAACAGCGAAAAGAGAGCUGUCAAAGUUUUGCCAAAGAAAACGAUCUCAAAGCGACCGGAUGUGCGGCGCAGAUUCAUGCGCGAAGUGAAAUCGCUCCGCAAAAUUUGUCAUAAAAAUAUAGUUCAAAUUCACGAAGUUAUGGAAACAGCUGGAAACUAUUACAUUGUCAUGGAGCUACUACGGGGCGACAACCUCAAAGAAUACCUUGAUAAAAGGAAGAGAUUGUCGGAGAGCGAAGCGAAAUAUUUCAUGCAUCAAACUAUAGAAGCUGUGGAUUACAUGCAUUCUCAGGGAAUUGUACAUAGGGAUCUCAAGCCAGAAAAUAUCAUUUUAAAUGGAGAUGUGGUAAAGAUAAUAGAUUUUGGAUUGUGUGCGUGUAUAAAUCAAGAUGAGACCAUGUCAACCCAAUGUGGUUCACCAGCUUAUGCUGCCCCAGAAAUAUUCAACAAAGAGCCUUACACAAAACAAGUAGACGUCUGGAGCAUAGGGAUAAUUUUAUUUCUAGUUGUGACAGGGUGUAUGCCUUUCAGCGUGGCAGGUAAAUCAUCAGCUCAAGUAUAUGCUACAGUUUUAAAAGGAUAUGAAUUGCCAAAAAGUUUACAACUGUCAAUAGAUUGUGAAGACUUGAUCUCAAAGAUGUUAGUGAUAAAUGCAGACGAUCGUAUCUCUACCAGCGACAUUUUACGUCAUAAAUGGUUCCAUAAAAAACCAAAGGAAGCUAGAUGACGGUGUCAGCAUGAAUUUAACAUUUCAUUAUAUUCACACUACAGCAUAAAUCAUGAUCUACGCAUUUUAAACAUGACGCUAUCAUAUUAAAUUAAGAAUUUUCAAGCAGCAUUAAUAUAUCAUGGUAUAUGUCACAUGUUAAAAGAAAUACUGUUAUAGAAAAGUUGAAUUUCAAGAAUUACUGUGCUUAUGUUCAUAUGAUAAAACAAAUGUUUUAGAUAUAAAUUGAGUGGUAAUUUUUUAACUUUUAUAAUUAUUAUAUAAAUAAAUAACUUCAAGCGGCCGCUAAAGGCAAUUGAAAGUAACUAAUAAGUGCAUAAGCUUAACACAUCUGAGCAUAGUCGUUAAAAAGAUUAUUUAGUGAGAAUAAACUUAAUCAUUCAUUAGAAGUCAUAAUGUAUUAAUCUUAAAAAGAAGACAGUGUUUCAAUAACAUACCCGAACGAAAAAUAUGUGCAGCAAAAUAAUGUAAUAAUAAUAAUAAUAAUAAUAAUGAUAAUAAUAAUAAAAGAAUAAUAAUCAUUACUGCCAUUAUUAUACAUAGAAGUAGAUACUUAGCUAUACAGUAUAUUUUUUGAAACACUGAUCGUUUAAUAUACAUGUAUAUCGACGCGUAUUGGAAGUUUUAUCCGGUGCAAAAAAUACUAUUUACUAAUAUGUAUAAAAUAUUGUCAUUUACAUAUUGGUAUUGUAAUAAAAAACUGUUUAUGUUCUACAAACAAGCUAAGAGUUAUUCAUGUAUUUCACCUUAAUAUCAAUUUUCUUAUAAUUUCAUAAGUCGGACAUAUUUGCCAAUUUCAUGUUUGAAGUUAUUACAAAUGCUUGCACAUUUCAAAUACAAAAACUGGAGAAAACUAGUUUAAGUCUGUUUCAACUGCUUAACUAUUUAUUGAAUUGAAAUUGACCGGCGGUCUGAUUAUUGUACUGACGAAUGUGUCAAAGAAAGCCUGAAGCCCUGUAAAGCAAUUUUAUCAGGUACAUAAUACAUGAUUGUAUACAAAAUAAAAAUUCUUGUCAUCAGUCGGAAUAAAAAUGCAUUUCUUAAUCAUGUUAACUAUAAAGUUACUAAAGAUUGUCCAGUAAAAACUCGGCCGCUUACCAACUGUUAUCGUUUUUAAGGGUGAUAAUCGUGUCUCAAGCAUGUUAUACAUUUAGGUUUGGUUGCCUCCCUUUUAGCCAAUUUAACGCACUGUCACAUCAAGCGAAUCCGAUUCUCGAUGUCGCGGACAAUAAUGUAGAUAAGUAGAUUGCGAUGAUUUCACACGAUAUAUUUUUGUUUUGUUAAUUUAUACCUAGACUUAUCUUAAAAAAGACAUCAGCAGUCAAUUUGAAUGCCAUUGUAAAUAUAGUUUAAAAAUAUUAAAAAUAUGAGAACUGUGUAGCACAGAACAAAGUAAUAAAAAAGAAUUACACACCGUUACAACUGAAUUGAAUUGUCUGUAUAAGGUGUAUGGCCGGACAACUGCCCCCUUUCUGCAUAACAUAUGAGCUGUGUCACGACAAAACCAACAUAAUGGGUUUGCGACCAGCAU
Messenger RNA from Ruditapes philippinarum (Manila clam), 2903 nucleotides. RefSeq names its product hormonally up-regulated neu tumor-associated kinase-like. NCBI's taxonomy places the organism in Eukaryota, Metazoa, Mollusca, Bivalvia, Venerida, Veneridae. Bases 383 to 1372 code for a protein of 329 amino acids. The transcript is spliced from 7 exons. The record is from RefSeq and is a predicted model, not a curated record. Gene Ontology annotation, molecular function: ATP binding; protein serine/threonine kinase activity. Gene Ontology annotation, biological process: intracellular signal transduction; protein phosphorylation. Gene Ontology annotation, cellular component: cytoplasm.